Messenger RNA from Penicillium canescens, 225 nucleotides. RefSeq lists its product as uncharacterized. The transcript is spliced from 3 exons. The record is from RefSeq and is a predicted model, not a curated record. Lineage: Eukaryota; Fungi; Ascomycota; Eurotiomycetes; Eurotiales; Aspergillaceae. Bases 1 to 225 code for a protein of 74 amino acids.
AUGCCGGAAGACAACUACGGCAACUCCUACACCUACAACAACUCUGGCCAGAAUAGCCAGGGCAACCACUUCUGCGUUCGCGACUUUGGUCCUGAUUACUCCAACCAGGAUGGCUCGUACUACUACUCCAACCCCGACGGAAGUACCUACCACAACGAUGGCCAGGGUAACUCUACCUACACUCCUCCCGCUGAGCCUUCUCAGUCUGAGAAGUCUGGCAAGUAA